AUGAGCCAGCAGCAGCCCUAUGGCCCGCGGAAGAGCAGCUCCCCGGCGCCGGGGACCCGGCGGAACGACAGCCAGGACUACCUGCUGCUGGAUGCGGAGCCCUGCGAGGAGAGUGCCCUGCCGCCCUACGCCUUCUACCCCGUCCGAGGCAACGAGAACAGACUAGCUCUACGAAGACAGACCAUUCUCCGGGAGAAGGGGAGGAGGCAGGCCAGUCGAGGCCCAGCAUAUAUGUUUAAUGACCACUCAACAAGUCUUUCCCUUGAGGAGGAACGCUUUUUGGAUGCUGCAGAAUAUGGAAAUAUUCCAGUGGUUCGCAAAAUGCUGGAAGAAUGUCCCUCACUCAAUGUGAACUGUGUGGAUUACAUGGGACAGAACGCUUUGCAGCUGGCAGUUGCCAAUGAGCACCUGGAGAUCACAGAACUUCUGCUGAAGAAGGAGAACCUGUCUCGGGUGGGGGAUGCCUUGCUUUUGGCUAUUAGCAAAGGUUAUGUUCGGAUAGUGGAAGCCAUCCUAAACCAUCCCGCUUUUGCUGAAGGCAAGAGGCUUGCACUGAGUCCUAGCCAGUCAGAGCUCCAGCAAGAUGACUUCUAUGCAUAUGAUGAAGAUGGCACACGGUUUUCCCAUGAUGUUACACCAAUCAUUCUGGCUGCUCACUGCCAUGAGUAUGAGAUUGUCCACACUCUGCUGAGAAAAGGAGCUAGGAUCGAUAGGCCACAUGACUAUUUCUGCAAGUGCAGUGAAUGCAAUCAGAAACAAAAACAUGACUCUUUCAGCCAUUCCAGAUCCAGAAUCAAUGCCUACAAAGGUCUGGCCAGCCCUGCUUAUCUGUCUUUGUCCAGUGAAGACCCUGUAAUGACUGCCUUAGAGCUCAGCAAUGAGCUGGCUGUGCUUGCAAACAUAGAGAAAGAAUUCAAGAAUGAUUACAAGAAACUGUCUAUGCAAUGUAAAGAUUUUGUAGUCGGACUCCUUGAUUUGUGCAGAAAUACAGAAGAAGUGGAAGCUAUUUUGAAUGGUGAUGUAGAGAUGAACCUCAGUAAUGGAGAACACGGCCGCCCCAGCCUUAGCCGCUUAAAACUUGCCAUUAAGUAUGAAGUUAAAAAAUUUGUAGCACAUCCAAACUGCCAGCAACAACUUCUCUCAAUUUGGUAUGAAAAUUUAUCAGGUUUACGGCAGCAGACCAUGGCAGUGAAGUUUCUGGUUGUUCUUGCUGUUGCAAUAGGACUACCCUUCCUUUCAAUGGCUUACUGGAUUGCUCCUUGCAGUAAGCUGGGGAGGAUAAUGCGUGGACCAUUUAUGAAGUUUGUAGCCCAUGCAGCCUCUUUCACCAUUUUUCUUGGUCUGCUUGUCAUGAAUGCAGCUGACAGGUUUGAUGGCACCAAACUCCGACCUAAUGAAACAACAGACAAUGUAAAACAGCUGUUUAGGAUGAAAACAUCAUGUUUCACAUGGAUGGAGAUGCUCAUUAUUUCUUGGGUAAUAGGCAUGAUAUGGUCUGAAUGUAAAGAAAUUUGGUCUCAAGGUCCAAAGGAAUACCUUUUUGAGUUAUGGAAUAUGCUUGAUUUUGGUAUGUUAGCAAUUUUUGCAGCAUCAUUCAUAGCAAGGUUUAUGGCAUUUUGGCAUGCGUCCAGAGCCCAGAACUUCGUGGAUGCACAUAUGAAAGAUCUGACUAGUCCAACACUGGACCCCAGCAUAAAAUACUACACCUUGGCCAGAAUAAACUGGGAUCCGUCCGAUCCUCAGAUCAUAUCUGAAGGGCUGUAUGCAAUUGCAGUUGUGUUAAGUUUCUCAAGAAUAGCCUACAUCUUACCGGCUAAUGAAAGCUUUGGACCACUGCAGAUAUCACUUGGCAGAACCGUGAAAGACAUCUUCAAGUUUAUGGUGAUAUUUAUCAUGGUGUUUGUAGCUUUCAUGAUCGGCAUGUUUAACCUCUAUUCCUACUAUCUGGGGGCAAAACAAAAUGAAGCAUUCACAACUGUUGAAGAAAGUUUCAAAACAUUGUUCUGGGCUAUAUUUGGACUCUCAGAAGUUAAAUCGGUUGUCAUCAAUUAUAAACACAAAUUUAUUGAAAAUAUUGGUUAUGUCCUUUAUGGAGUCUAUAAUGUUACCAUGGUCAUCGUCUUACUGAACAUGCUUAUUGCAAUGAUCAACAGUUCAUUCCAGGAAAUUGAGGAUGAUGCUGAUGUAGAAUGGAAAUUUGCAAGGGCUAAACUUUGGUUUUCUUACUUUGAAGAAGGGAGAACUCUUCCAGUACCCUUCAACUUAGUACCAAGCCCAAAAUCUUUGCUGUAUCUCCUAAUCAGAAUCAAAAAAUGUAUUUCUAAACCAUUUCUGUGCCAAAAGAAAAACUUUCAGGAAGAUGCGGAGAUGAACAAGCUUGGUCAAAGGAAGCAGUCAAGUAUAAGAAGCUCAGAUGAAAUUCACUUAAACAGUUUAAACAAUCCUCCAAGACAAUACCAGAAAAUAAUGAAACGUCUCAUUAAAAGAUAUGUAUUGAAAGCUCAGAUAGAUAAGGAAAGUGAUGAAGUCAAUGAAGGUGAACUGAAGGAAAUUAAACAGGACAUCUCAAGUCUCCGGUAUGAACUCCUUGAGGAAAAAUCUCAAAAUUCUGAAGAUCUGGCAGAACUUAUAAGGAAACUUGGGGAAAAACUGUCAAUUGACUCUAAGGAAGAAGAAAGCAAGAGAUAACCGAAAUGUUUAAGAGAUGCAACAGAAUGUUAACAAUUCACUUAAAGCCAUAUUUCUGUUUUUCUCAAGUCUAGCUCACGUUUAUACAGAAGAUUCAGAAAUUAAAUCAUUCCAAUUCUUUAUUGAAAAAACACAGUGACAAGUCCUGUGGGUGUACAGUAGGGAGGGGAUGCCACUUCUGUAAAGAUAUUUAUUCUUUACUUGCUGAAAAAGAGUUAAUUUGAGAUAAUUUAGAUACUCAAUUUACCUCUUUUAGAGUUCCAGUGGAAUCUUGAUAAGGCCAGUCAUGAAAGACUAAAAGCAUAGAUCUAAAAUUUUCCUACAUUACUGUUUCUGUUUAUUUUUUGCAAAUUUCCUUUUGUAAAGAUUCUUACAUAUAUUUUAGUGAAGCAAAAGAGAAAAAUUCCACGCUUUUACAGAUAUGUAUAUAUCUAUCUAUCUCAAAAGCUAUUUAAUUUUUCCAGCAUUCCCAACUGGGGGGGGGAGGGGUUGAAUUCUUAAAAAUGAAUGGGAUAUUAAAAUAAUUUAGGAAUGUUUCCAUGCAGAGGUAAAGUAUCAAGAUAUGCAUAGCACUGUAUUACACUUCUCCCAACUUAUCCCUGUCGCUGCUGGACUGGACUAUCCUGAAAGAUCCCUAGGUUCCAAUGGGAGUCAGAGCAUUUAUAAAUAAGUAUUUUUCAUCAAGUUUAUUAAGAAGCUAUUGCUGAGACCAGAAGAAAAAUUUUUUUAAUCCAUGAUAUUUAAUCAUUGAUGUUCUAAUCUCUUUCAGAAUUCCCAGGCUCUUCAGCUUUUAUGUCUUGAACUGAACCUCCCAAACUACAGGGUGGGGGGUUGAAUGUAACAAUUUUAUUUAAGGUAGAAGAUACUAAAAUGUUAGUUGAAACCUCUCUCUGAAUUCUGGCGGUAGCAUACAUGGGGGACCAUGUUUCCCCAUAGUUAAAUCUGUUUAAAUCAUAACAUUUUCUUCAGAUCUCUCCAUAGUAAAGAAAAGCAUCUUGUUUCAAAAGUUCAUGAAAUCUCAUCUUCUUUGCAUCCCUCAUCCUUUUUUCCACCGGAGAAAGCUCAGUUCUUGUGCUGUGUUCUUUAGGGCUCCAAAGAAGAAUCUCCAUGCCAUCAGCAGAGGCCUCUAGUGCUUUCACCCUACCGACUGCAAUACUUCUAUGUCUCUUUCUGUUAAACUGGAGAUGAGGUGUCUGUCUCUGGCUGUUUGUUGUGUCACUAAUAUGCCCAUGCAGGACAGUCAGCUAGUUUCUCUCUCUCCAGGUAGAUACAGCAUAAAUUCCAGAUAAUUUUUUCCCCAGUUAAUACAGUAAUUUGUAUUUCUCACUGAUUCUGUGACUGUUAUAAACAUAUAUUGGGCAUCUCUCCUCUCUUUAAGUUUGGUUGCGAUUAGUGAAAGGGUUGUGAAAAAUUGCAACAGGGACAUCAAGGUGUAAGAAUGCACCUGUAAAAGACUUGUAUGUUUAAGAAACAAGGAUGGAAAUAUCAGUAAUUGCUUUAAAAUUAGCUUUGUGAAAUUUAUUUAUUGUGGAAUGUAUCUCAAUAUAAAUAACCUCAACCUCCUUUU
Molecule: messenger RNA, 4255 nt
Organism: Corapipo altera (White-ruffed manakin)
Lineage: Eukaryota; Metazoa; Chordata; Aves; Passeriformes; Pipridae
Gene: TRPC6
Product: transient receptor potential cation channel subfamily C member 6
Exons: 12
Coding region: 1-2688 (895 amino acids)
Biological process (GO): regulation of cytosolic calcium ion concentration; calcium ion transmembrane transport; manganese ion transport
Cellular component (GO): cation channel complex; membrane
Molecular function (GO): store-operated calcium channel activity; protein binding; inositol 1,4,5 trisphosphate binding
Source: RefSeq, a predicted model, not a curated record